AUGGCCACAGAAGCCCCCGUGGGCGACCUCGCCAGCCAGCUCGAGAAGCUCAACGUCGGCAAGCUCGAGGCGUUCCCCAACUCCCACCCCGACCUCAACCCUGUCGACGUCUACCGAUCACACAUUGCCUCCCUCCUCCACGAUGUCUCUGGCGUUGAGAAGUCCCUGAUCUACAAUGCCCUGCAAUGGACAGCCACACUCGAGAACGGCGAUCUUCUGCUGCCCGUGCCCGCCCUUCGCGUCAAGGGCAAGAAGCCCCAUGAGCUGACCGAAGAGUGGCUCGCCAAGUUCCCCGAGUCCCCUCUCAUCGAAAAGCCCGUUCCUUUCAACAACGGCUCCUUCAUUCAGUUUUGGUUCAAGGCCGCGCCUCUCGCCCAGCUCGUCAUUCCUCAGAUUCAGCAGCGCACCGAGGAUUUUGGCAAGAACCCCCGCAACGGCCUCCGGGAUCCCCAAGACCCCUCCAAGGGCCAGAAGCACAUGAUUGUCGAGUUCAGCAGCCCCAACAUUGCCAAGCCCUUCCACGCUGGUCACCUUCGCAGCACCAUCAUUGGCGGUUUCCUCUCCCACCUGUACGCGGGCGCCGGCUGGAAGGUCACCCGCAUCAACUACCUCGGCGACUGGGGCAAGCAGUACGGCCUCCUGGCGCUCGGCUACGAGAAGUACGGUGACGAGAAGGCGCUCGAGACGGACCCCAUCAACCACCUAUUUCAGGUCUACGUCAAGAUCAACAACGAUCUCGCCGAGGAGAAGGAGAAGAUCGCCGCGCUCGAGAAGGAGGGCAAGGAUGCCAGCGAGCUUAAGAAUGAGGGUCUCGACGAGCAGGCUCGCCGCUACUUCAAGGCCAUGAACGACGGCGAGCAGGCGGCGCUCGCGCAGUGGAAGAAGUUCCGUGACCUCAGUAUCGUUCGCUACAAGCAGACGUACGCCCAGCUCAACGUCACCUUUGACGAGUACUCGGGCGAGUCGCAGGUGUCGGAGGAGGACAUGGCCGCCUCGGCCAAGACGCUCGAGGACAAGGACAUCUCCGAGGUGUCGGACGGUGCCGUGGUCAUCAACUUCCAGAAGCACGUCGCAGGCAAGGCCGGCAAGUCGUUGGAGAAGCCCGUCAUUAAGAAGCGUGACGGCACUGCGCUGUACCUUACUCGUGAUAUCAGCGAGCUGCUGCACCGCGAGAAGAAGUACAACUUUGACCACAUGAUCUACGUUGUUGCGUCGCAACAAGAUCUGCACCUGAAGCAGUUGUUCAAGAUUAUCGAGCUCAUGGGCUUUACUGACACGGCCAAGAAGGUCCAGCACGUCAACUUUGGCAUGGUACUCGGUAUGAGCACUCGCAAGGGCACUGUUAAGUUCCUGAGCGAUAUCAUUCGCGACGUUUCUGACCACAUGCAUGAUGUCAUGAGGAAGAACGAGGAGAAGUAUAAGCAGGUUGAGAACCCAGAUGCCGUCGCUGAGACACUCGGUAUCAGCGCCAUCAUGGUGCAAGACAUGACGGGCAAGCGCCAGAACUCGUACACCUUCUCCCUCGAGGCCAUGACAAGCUUCGAGGGCGACACGGGCCCCUACCUUCAAUACGCCCACGCCCGUCUGUCGUCCAUCAUGCGCAAGGCCAACAUUCCCGAGGCGGACCUUGUCGACGCCGACCUGAGCCUACUCACCGAGAAGCACGCGACGGAGCUCAUUCGCAUGCUGUCGCAGUACCCCGACACGGUGCAGAACACCCUCAAGACGCUCGAGCCGACGACGGUGCUUACGUACCUGUUCAAGCUGACGCACGUGCUCAGCAGCUCCUACGACGUGCUGAGGGUCGUUGGCAGCGAGCCCGAGGUGCUCAAGGCCCGUCUGGCCCUGUAUUACUCCACCAGGACCGUCCUGGCGAACGGCAUGAGGUUGCUGGGUCUGUCGCCUGUUCAGAGGAUGUAA
Verticillium nonalfalfae is the source of this 1920-nucleotide messenger RNA. RefSeq names its product Arginyl-tRNA synthetase (gene RARS2). The record is from RefSeq and is a predicted model, not a curated record. Gene Ontology annotation, cellular component: cytoplasm; mitochondrion. The transcript is spliced from 6 exons. Gene Ontology annotation, molecular function: ATP binding; arginine-tRNA ligase activity. Lineage: Eukaryota; Fungi; Ascomycota; Sordariomycetes; Glomerellales; Plectosphaerellaceae. Gene Ontology annotation, biological process: arginyl-tRNA aminoacylation; mitochondrial translation. The coding region runs from base 1 to 1920 and encodes 639 amino acids.